Molecule: messenger RNA, 2318 nt
Organism: Thamnophis sirtalis
Lineage: Eukaryota; Metazoa; Chordata; Lepidosauria; Squamata; Natricidae
Source: RefSeq, a predicted model, not a curated record
AUGCCGGGCUGUGCUGAUACGCCGGUGCACUGUGCUCCGUUGCCUCGGGGGGGCGGGGCGUCAAGAUUCAAUUACCAAUCACAGGAUCCUAAGUGCCCAAAUGAACGGCAUCUGCUUUACAGAGAAUGGGCCUAUCCUCAAAAUAUUUUCAAACUGCAACCCUUAGAUCUUGUCAGGAAAUAUUAUGGUGAGAAAAUUGGAAUCUAUUUUGCCUGGCUGGGAUUCUACACCCGGAUGUUACUUCUGGCAGCAAUAGUUGGUGUUGGGUGUUUUUUAUAUGGAUAUUUCACAAAGGAUAACUGCACUUGGAGUCAAGAAGUAUGUGAUCCAAACAUAGGAGGUAAGAUUAUUAUGUGUCCACAAUGUGAUCAAGAAUGCACAUACUGGAAUCUCAACAUCACAUGUGGCUCUUCCAAGGUAAUAUGUAUUGAUUGUUUUUCUUGACUUAUUUUUUGAUUAGUUAGUUUGUUUUUGGAGUUUUGGAAACGACGCCAGGCUGAAUUAGAAUAUGAAUGGGACACGGUUGAGUUUUUAGAGCAAGAGGAACACUUACGUCCAGAGUAUGAGGCAAAAUGCCACCAUAUAAUAGUGAAUGAAAUUACACAGCAAGAAGAGUAUGUUCCUUAUACAACCUGUGGAAAGUAUGUACGGAUCGUCUUCUGUGCAAGUGCUGUCUUAUUCUGGAUUCUGCUCAUUCUUGCAUCUGUUGUUGGCAUAAUUGUUUACAGACUUUCUGUUUUCCUGGUAUUUUCUGCAACACUGCCAAGGCACAUCAAUGGAACAGACACAAUACAAAAGUACCUGACUCCACAAUUAGCGACUUCAGUAUCAGCUUCAGUGCUCAACUUCAUCAUUAUUAUGAUUCUGAACAUUAUCUAUGAGAAAGUAGCAAUCAUGAUUACUGACUUUGAAUUACCAAGGACGCAGACUAAUUAUGAAAAUAGCCUAACUACGAAGAUGUUUUUAUUUCAAUUUGUCAACUAUUAUUCUUCGUGUUUCUACAUUGCAUUCUUUAAGGGUAAAUUUAUAGGUUUCCCUGGUGACCCAGUUUAUUGGUUGGGAAAAUACAGAAAUGAGGAGGCUGACAGUGGGGUAACUGCACUGACUGACCCAGACUCUGAGAAACAGCUGAAAGACAAAGGGCUUCAUCACACAGUGAUGUCGACAAACUCUAAGGAUACAAUCCAGCUUCCAUCCUCAUUUGACUUAGAAGUUCCCAACACAUCUUCUCACAAGAUGAAUCCUCAGCUACACCCCUCCAAAAAUGGAUACCUUACAGCAGCAUUUGAUAUGGUAAACAGAAAAGUACUAUGGAGUAAAUUGAUAUCUCUUAAAAUAGAACCUAGACUCCUGGCUUUGAUUAUUCCUGGCCUUUACACAAGUACCUGUUUGAGUGUGCAGUAUGGGGUUAAUGGGGCUCUGACUAACAGGAUUCACACAAAUAAAGGGAAACAGAUAAAGCACUACUGUUUCAUCAACAAUAUAAUAAUAUAUUCAUUAUUUCCAGUUAUACAAUUUGGAUUCGUAACAUUAUUUGUGACAUCAUUCCCAUUGGCACCCCUUCUGGCCCUUAUUAACAAUUUAUUGGAAAUUCAUGUGGAUGCUUGGAAGAUUACCACACAGUAUAGGCGCAUGGUUUCCCAAAAAGCCCAACAUAUAGGGGCAUGGCAACCUAUCAUGCAAGGAAUAGCCAUUCUGGCUGUGAUAACCAAUGCAAUGAUAAUUGCUUUUACAUCGGAUAUGAUUCCACGCCUGGUUUACUUCUGGUCAUUUUCAGUCCCACCCUAUGGAGAUCACAGUAGCUUUACCAUGAAGGGAUAUAUAAACAAUACUCUUUCUAUUUUUGCUGUAUCAGAUUUCCGAAAUGAAAGCAAGCCACAUGCUCUUCCCGUAUUUGCCAAUUUAACAAUAUGCAGAUAUCGAGAUUUCCGAAAUCCUCCUGGACAUAAACAUCAAUAUGAACAUAAUAUUUAUUACUGGCAUGUUAUUGCAGCCAAGUUAGCAUUCAUCCUUGUAAUGGAGCAUGUUGUCUACUUUGUGAAGCUUAUCAUUUCAUAUACCAUUCCAGAUGUGUCAAGGAAAACUAAGAGCAAAAUUAAACGGGAGAAAUACCUAACACAAAUACUUCUUCAUGAAAAUCCUCUAAAAAUUAUUAAAAAAAAUAUGGGGAACAUUGCUGACAAAUUAUUAAAAGGAGCAGAGACCACUUUACAACCUAAAUGUGAAUAAAUGCUAGUUAGUUACAACAUCUAAUAAUGAAUUAAAUAUUCUAAGAAAUCAUCAUGAGUUGGAUUAAAUAUUCUAAGAAAUCAACAUGA